UACAUAAUUGCGAAACACAGUUACCUCCCUUCCAAAGAAAACCUCCAUUUGCACAAAGUAGGCGUGCUGAUUAGAAAGUAAAUAACCGGUGAUUUACUAUUUUCUGUUGAACGCAAUAUUUUCCAUGGGUACCUCAAGAGGGAAAGUUGUUGUCAGAAAGUCAAACGAUGAAAGAGGAGUACGAUGUGUAAAAUGUGGCAGAAGAUUUCAAGACAGUUUUCGUUUAAGACUUCAUGACCUGGUCGUUCACUGCAAUAAACUUCGUUGCUCGUUCUGCACGGCAAUUUUCGAUACGGAAUCUGAGUUAGUUAAGCAUAAGGCGUGUCACAUGGUAACUUGUGAAAAAUGUCACUGCACACUUUCGUCUCCUGGAAAUUUAAGGAAUCAUAUGAAAGCCGUACAUGCACGUAGAAGUAAAUGGCACUGUAAGAAAUGCCCAAAAUCGUUUAAGGCAUUGUCAAAUCUAAAGAUACAUAUAAAAUCCCAUUAUGAUAUCAGGCCUUAUCAGUGCAAUGUAUGCAGUAAGCGUUUUAAAUCUUCCGGAAAUUUUCGCGAGCAUAUGCGAACUCACACGAACGAGUAUUGUUUCCCGUGUCCCAUAUGUGAAAAGGCAUACUCAAAACGUGGCAACUUAACUCGACAUAUGACUGUGCACUCUGGGGACAAAAAACACAUAUGUGACAUAUGUAACAAGGGGUUUCAAUACAACUGUUAUCUAAGAAAGCACAAAGAAAUACACUCGAAAACAUUAAAUUACGAGUGUAAAACAUGCAGUAUACGUUUGAAGACAAGAGAGGCGUAUAAAACGCAUGUUAGACGUCACUUGCCGCUGGAGCCCAAAUCGUGCGAGAUAUGCGGUGUAAGCUUUUUAAAGCAAACUUCAUUGAUAGAACAUUUAACCCAUCAUUUGGAAUAUAGACAUGAUCUAUGGCUGCACUUGCCCGUGAAGUUUUAUUUGCCUGUGAAGGCAAACACGUGCGAUCUAUGUGGUGAAAGUUUUGUAAGCAAGAAUUCGUUGGAAGAGCAUAUAGCUAGUCACCUUGGUAACCGUACCCACAGAUGUACUGAUUGUGAUAAAUGCUUCAUCCAAAUAAAAAGUCUUAUUGUUCACAAAAGGAAACAUACUGGUUAUAGAAUGUACCAAUGUGACAUGUGUAAUGAGAUAUUUUUCAAGAAAAGUGGGUUGCUGAAACACAAAACUCUGCAUAUUUCGGGCAAUGGCCUGAAGUGUAUUGUCUGCAGGGUGAAAAACAAACCGGUAUUUAAUAAUCAAGAAGAGCUGAAAGCUCAUAUGAAAAUACAUAGAAAGGGAAAACGUUUGACCUGUGACCGUUGUGGAUAUUCUACUAACCAUGGUAAUCAUCUUAAAAGACACAUAAGAAAAACACAUCGUGAAAACGACACGUCUCGUUGUAAAAUUUGUCACGAGGUUUUCCCAACGAAAAAUUGCUUAAAAAGGCAUCUGGUAGAACAUAUUCAAGAAAAUUAAAUCUUGUGUGAAAAUGAAACGGAACAAACCUGACGUCCCCCCUCCCCAGCCACUACCCCUCCGCAACAUAUUUGACAACAUAUAUUUAAGUGCAGUAUUGUUGUUUGUGUUUGUAAACGUUUGCAAACAUUGCAUGUUUAUGUGUUCAAUGUACUUAACCCUAAUUGAUGACAUGAACAUAAGUGUCUAUCUGUUCAUAAAUUAAAGGUAACAAUCUAAGCUUUACAAGACACGUGAAUGUUAAUGAAUUGUGUGUGAAGUUUUAAAGUCACUUGUAUUUAGCAUGUAUAUGUAUAUCAACAUGCUAAAGUGAUCGUCAUUUUGAGCCAUGCAAGCCAGCACAUACGCGCCUGACCAGGCUUUACACUAUUGAUAACUCAGUUUUUGGUAUUUUAACACUUAUUGAACUUUUAACAGACUGUUCCGACAGUUUAAAGGGACUCCAUUGAGGUUUAAAAGCCUAAAAACAUAACAUUUGAAUUUCUUACAUAAAUGAGCUUGGGCUUUUUAGACAGAAUUAAAUAUAUGAAAUAAUAUAAUAUGUAAAUAAAUUGAAAAUCAUAUGUUUAUGUUUUCCUUAGCACGAUUUCAGUGACGCGUUUCAUUUUGGGUCAUUUUUUUACAAUUUGGGUAAUUAUUCUGGUAAAACAAUGUGCGUGAAUGAUCUGAAAUUGUGCACAAAUAUUGGUGUUCCUCACCUACAUCAGAUGGUACAUUUUCUGGAAAAAUUAUUUUCAGUCCCAUCACGUCAAAAAACAGUAGUGGAGUCCCUUUAAGUCCCCCACUUAUUCAGAACACAUAUGCUAGUUCCAAGUUUCAAAAGCUUCAAAUUAUUGCCUGCAUGUGUCACCGAACGUUAGAACAUGGCACACUUAAAAUGCCUAUUUUUGUUUUCUUUACAGUAUAUUAAUUUUACAAAUGGCGGACAGUUCAUGUGACGAAAACAUUUAUAAAUGUGUAUCAAAACAUGUAUCAAAGCUUGACUUAGGUGUCACAUUAAGUUAAAGGUUCAUUUAUUUGGCGUUAGUGAUAUUUUCAUCUUCACUGUGGAGUAUGAACAGUUAACAUAUUGUUGUUGUUUUUCUUUGUUUAUGUUUUAUUUUUGUAUUUCAUUUGUUAUAAGCCUCAUUGCAGUUUAAUGAAAUUUAUUUUACAACACACUCGUGAAAGUUGCCAUAAGAUUUUUUUGACCAGACUUGGCACUCUUGAAUGUAAUGGUCUUAUUAAAACGGGAAAUGGCGUUGUUACCAUAAUGUUAAGAGCUUUAAGUGAAUAGGUAUUCAUUUUAAGAUAUAUAAACUUUUAUGUUGUUCUCUUUUAGUCUUUGUUUAUAGAAUAUCUUGUGAAAGCACACACUUUAUGGAAUUUUUAUGCUCCAUGUACAUACAUGUAUAGUUGUCGACUAGGCCUUCAUUUUUUCCGUCCUUAUACAAAACAUAUUUACAGUUUCUUGUAGCACCUUCAUUAGUUGUGUGAUAUUUGAUAUGCUGGUAUAUUUCUAGGUUAACUUCUACCAUUGAAUAGGAUAUUAGGUUUAUUUGGUGGAGGUCAAGGUCAUUAAGGCACUUCUUUCCCCAAACUAAAGGUAUAUUUAUCGCUUUUAACAAUCGUGAAACAUCGGUCAAUAUCACUGAUAUUUUGAUACUAAGUAUACAUAAUAAUUAUGAAACUUUUAGUCUAGUAUUUCUUUCCAUUUGUUAAAAAAUUUGAUAACGUUUAAAUCUUACAAAAGAGUCCAAUUAUUUCUUGAAUUUAAAAAAGCCAUACCAACGGAAAAUUGAAGUGCCGACAUGUCAUGGUGUAAAAAGUUGUGUUUUAUAUAUUUUUGUUUGAGAGAGAGAGGACUACUCAAACCCAAAACAGAAACAGUCGUUCUGUUAUUUAUAUUUUCUUAUUUUCAUUUAACGUUGUUAUCAGAAAAUAACUUGUUACUGUUAUUACUUAAUUUUUGUUUUUACCUUUUAUAUGCUCAAUUUGAAUGAAAUUCAAAUAAAAUAAAUAUUUUGAUAAUUCUU
Messenger RNA from Ruditapes philippinarum (Manila clam), 3504 nucleotides. Its product is annotated as zinc finger protein 62-like. Gene Ontology annotation, cellular component: nucleus. The record is from RefSeq and is a predicted model, not a curated record. The transcript is spliced from 2 exons. Lineage: Eukaryota; Metazoa; Mollusca; Bivalvia; Venerida; Veneridae. Bases 125 to 1489 code for a protein of 454 amino acids.